Messenger RNA from Prorocentrum cordatum, 960 nucleotides. The record is from the annotation of a GenBank genome assembly. Lineage: Eukaryota; Dinophyceae; Prorocentrales; Prorocentraceae.
AUGUGGGCGACGCUAUUGGAGAUCAGGUCGCUGCAGCAGGAAAUCGGCGUUCGAAUGGAUCCGAUCGGGAGAAGCAUAUACCUCACAGCACUCGCCAAGAGCGCUUUCGGGGCUAUGUGCGGUGUUGUUCCAGACAGGCAGCGACAGUUGGUUCAGCUUGGGAAGGAUGUGUGGGACGAACGCGAUCCGUCGCCAGACGCGCUGAACGAAAACAUCGAAUUGAACGCCGCCUUGACUGUGUGCGCAGUUGCGCGUAACAAUGGGGGUUUGUCCUGGGCGCGAGAUUUGUGGCGUUGGGCAGGUGAGCAAGAGUUCGAGAUUGAUGCUUUGCCAUACUGCGCCUAUGCCAGUGUCUUGGAGACGUGUCAGCAGCACCAGGAGGUGGACGACAUGAUCCAAGCCGCGGCGAUGUCAGGAGAACUAUGGAUUCAAGACGUCACUUUGGGUGCUCUGAUCAAUGCGGCGGCUGAGAACAAAGAUUGGCAGCGUGCCAACGUCUUGUGGCGAAGGUGGACACAUGAAUACGGAGUAUUGCCAGACCUCAUCGCAUACAACAUCAUGUCGAAGGCGUUAAUGGUCUGCGGGCGCGUACUCGAUGCCUUGGGUCGGCGGAUUUGGGAUGGGGUCUGCGAGGUAGAAUUGAACGGCAAUUUCAAGUCUGUCAUCGAUCGCGCUCAGUUGCUUCUCAUCAACUGCCACUCAUCUCCAUCGCAGCAGAAUAGGCGCCGACUGCGGGAGGCGCUACAAUCCGGAAGCAGAGUUGCGAGGCAAGCGAAGCGCGCAGCCAGCGAGUGGAAAAAGAUCCGGAAUGCUGCGCAGCUCUUGGAAGGAAGCAAUAUCGAGUCGGUUCGGUUCCGCGACGUGCUCGUGGAGUGGAAGGCCAAACACCUCAGCGACAUGAAAGACUGGGAAAAUCACGCAGGGGGCAGUCAGUACCUGGGCGAAGCAGCAGCAUUGUAG